AUGUUGCUGUUCAAAUCCAGAGCAGCCACUCGCAGGAGCGGCUUGGCCGGGGCCGUGCGCGCCCCAGCAGCGCGGGCCGGGCGUGCCGGAGCGCCCAGCGGGCGAGCACCUGACACGGCUGAGGCUUGGCUGCUAGCGGGCAGCCCUGAAAUGGCGAAAGCUCCACUCCCAGCUGGCCCAUGCCGAUUUGGUGGUGCUCAGCGGCACGUGCAGAGUGUUCUCAGAGACUCUGUAGAGAGUUCUGAUGAUGAAUUCUUUGAUGCACGAGAAGAGAUGGUGGAAGGAAAAAAUGCUAUUCUCAUAGGCAUGAGCCAGUGGAACUCAAAUGACCUUGUUGAGCAGAUAGAAACAAUUGGGAAGCUUGAAGAAAAUCAAGGUGAAGAGUCUGCAUUUUGCUCAUCUGGCUUACUACAGGAAAAACAACGUGAAUUAUAUAGAACCUCUUCAAGAAAACAAAGGUUCCCUGCUCAAGACAGUAUUGAAAUACAUGAGGACAAUGGGGAAGGAGUUCAACAGCAGAAUUGUAAAACUCAUGUGUUAAUUUUGAUCCUACAUGGGGGGAACAUAUUAGACACUGGAAGUGGAGACCACAGCAGCAAGCUGGCAGAUAUCAACACCUUCAGUUCUGUGUUUGAGAAGGUGACCCGAGCCCAUUUCCCUGCCUCUUUGGGUCAUAUCUUAAUGAAACUUGUUCCCUGCCCAGAAAUCUGUUCAGCAGCUUUCUCUCUUGUUUCCAGCCUAAAUCCUUACAGCUAUGAUGAGAGCUGUCUCAGCAGUAGUGAAGACCACAUCCCACUGGCUGCCUUGCCUUUGCUGGCUGUUUCAUCUCCUCAGUACCAGGAUGCAGUUGCCAUGGUGAUCAGUAGAGCCAAUCAAGUUUACAAUGAGUUUCUCAAAUCUACUGAUGGGGCUGGUUUUAAUGGACAGGUGUGUCUUAUAGGUGACUGCAUUGGAGGAAUUUUGGGCUUUGAUGCCAUCUGCUAUAAUUCUAAUACAGCUUAUGAGAGUCGGAACAGUAGCAGGAGAGGAAGCAUCAGCAGCAUCCAGGAUAAUCCACUCUUAGCAGAGGACUCCAGUCUGGGUGACAGCAAACACCUGAGCAAAAGCAAUAUUGACAUCUCAGGAAUCAUGGAGGAUGAGAAGCAAAGGCUGUCGCUGCCUUGGAAACAGAGUGACUCAUCCACUUACGACUGUGAUACCAUAACCCAGCACCAUGCGUUCCUGUCCAGCAUACACUCAAGCGUGUUGAAAGAUGGUGCAGACCUUCCUCCAGUGGAUUCCAGUCUCUCAGAAGUAAAUCUGGGCCGAUUUGAGUUUGAGGUGUCUGAUUUCUUCCUUUUUGGAUCACCUCUUGGUUUGGUGCUGGCCAUGAGGAGCACUGUUCUGCCUGGUCUGGAUGUAUGCCAGGUCCGACCAGCCUGCAGCCAAGUGUACAGCUUCUUUCACUCUGCUGACCCCUCUGCCUGCAGACUUGAACCAUUGUUGGAGAAAAAAUUCCAUCUUCUUCCUCCAUUCAAUGUCCCACGGUACCAGAGAUACCCACUAGGGGAUGGAAGAUCUCACCAGUUAGGUGAUGCUCUCCACAAUCACAGUGGUCUGUUCCUUGAGAAUAGCUCUUUGAACAUACCUUUCUCUCAGGAGAAUCCUGGAUCUCCAAGUACUUCUGAUCAAUCACAAGGGAAAACAAGAAAGUUGAGCUUGGGCAGCACAAACAGUGAAAACUCCGGGUCCACUGAAAGCUUGCCAUCAGCAUGCCUCACCAACAUUACUGCAAAGUGGUGGGGAACAAAACGAAUAGAUUAUGCCUUGUAUUGUCCAGAUGUGCUGACAGCCUUUCCAACAGUGGCCCUGCCACAUCUCUUUCAUGCCAGCUACUGGGAAUCAACAGACGUUGUGGCCUUCAUCCUAAGACAGGUGAUGAGGUAUGAAAAUGUAAAUUUCAAGGAAAAUGACAACCUGGAUCCAGAAACACUAAGUCCAUCCAAUCCACGAGAAAAAUGGCUACGCAAAAGGACACAUGUCAAAUUAAGGAAUGUGACUGCUAAUCACCGAGCUAAUGAUGUCAUUGCAGCAGAAGAUGGUCCUCAGGUACUAGUUGGGCGCUUUAUGUAUGGACCUCUGGACAUGGUGGCUUUAACAGGUGAAAAGGUGGAUAUCUUCAUAAUGACUGAGCCAUCUUCGGGUAGGUGGGUGUAUUUUGACACAGAGAUCUCCAACAGCAGUGGACGAAUAUCCUACAAUAUACCUGAACAGAAGAGACUGAGAGUUGGUGUGUAUCCCAUCAAAAUGGUGGUCAGAGGGGACCAGACCAGUGCUGCAAGUUACCUGACUGUACUGCCUCGAGGAAUGGAGUGUGUUGUAUUCAGCAUUGAUGGUUCCUUUGCAGCAAGUGUUUCAAUUAUGGGAAGUGACCCCAAAGUCCGAGCGGGGGCUGUUGAUGUUGUCAGACACUGGCAGGACCUGGGAUAUCUGAUUAUCUAUAUCACUGGCCGUCCAGAUAUGCAAAAACAGCGUGUGGUUUCGUGGUUGUCCCAACACAAUUUCCCACAAGGGAUGAUCUUCUUCUCAGAUGGACUUGUUCAUGAUCCACUGCGACAAAAGACCAUUUUUCUCCGGAAUCUCGUGCAAGAGUGCCACAUUAAAAUCUGUGCUGCAUAUGGUUCCAUGAAGGAUAUUUCUGUGUACAGUGUCUUGGCUCUGUCACCAUCCCAGAUCUACAUAGUUGGACGAUCCACAAAGAAAUACCAGGCACAGUGCCAAUUCCUCAGUGAAGGUUAUGCAGCCCACUUGGCCUCGCUGGAAUUCAAUCUCCAUUCACGACCCAAAAAGAACAACUCCCGGAUGAUCUUGAGAAAAGGCAGCUUUGGCCUCCACUCGCAACCUGAAUUUUUGCGCAAGAGAAACCACCUCCGCAGGACUAUGUCUGUGCAGCAACCUGACCCACCUUCUGCAAACCCCAAGCCAGAGCGUGCUCAGAGCCAGCCUGAAUCAGACAAAGAUCAUGACAGGCAUUUGCCUUCCAUUGCUUGGGUUCGAGGUGGAGUUCACAAAUUUGAAUCUAUUCCCUAGGAGGAUUGGGAAUGUAGAUCUUGGGUGCACCCCAUUAAUCUUGUAGGUAUGCCUCAAAGAUAGUAUUUAGGCAGCUCCAAACUUAGAGAAGUAGACAGGAAUUUGUACUUUGUACAGGAGUCUUCCCUGUUCUGAAAUCUGCCUUCUUACACCAAGUGUGGCACUUGCAGUAUCUUCCUCUUAUCAUGUUUAUUGGGGAAGUUUAAAAAAAUCUAGAACUAUCACAAGUUUAUCAUCAUAGCAACAGGUUAUUUUUUUUUUUUUUUAACAGAUAUAAUAUGUGCAAUAAGAGUAAAAGAUACUGAUUUUACUCAGAAGGAUUGUGGUAUCAGCUAAUUAGCUGCACCCAAAACAGUAUAAAAGGUAGGCCCCAUAGGUUACAGAGAAUGUUUACACUUUAAACAUUAAGUAGUCAUGACUGUUUCCACUUCACUUUUCAAUAAAAGCGAUAAAGGGAAGCAGCAGUGGGAGCUGGAGUGGGGUGGUUAGGACUUGUACAACAAGAUGCUUUCUGGGUGCCUUAAACCCAAGGUUUCCUUUCAGCCUACAAUGUUGGUAAACAGACUCCAACCUGGGCACUCAUAUUUGUGUGAGGUGCUGGACAAAUAAACGAGAGAACUUCACUUGUGAACCAAACAUAAAAACUUCAUGUUAAAAAUAAAUGUGUCUGCCACAGUUUGAACACAGUUCGUGUUGUUGUAAACAAAGUAGUGUGCAACUGUACAAAGAUCACAUUGUUUGUGGAACUUGGUAACUGUGCAGAAAUGUGUGGACUACUCCAAAGACGAUGGCUCUGAUGAUCUCAGUCUGAGAGUCAGAUCCUGAGGGCAAGUUAAAAGGAACUGUUUUACUAAGGGAUCUGCAAACUUCAGAGCAAUUACUUUUUUAAUUAUUCUAACUAGAAUCUUUACACUGGAGGGGAAAAAAAGUAAGUAAAUUGAUAAAUUGUUUACCUUCUCAUGCUUCACAGCAACCAGCUGUAUUAAGACAAUCUGUAGCAUUCAGAAUUAUAGAAUUUGAAGUUCAAAGAGUGGACGUGUGAAAAAGCAGGUGCCAAACAGACAUUUUUCUACUGAUUUAAAUAUUUCUCUGCUCUCUCAAUGGACUUACUAGAAGUAAAAUGUGUGACAUUUUCCCUAAGUAGUAAUGUUUCCAAGGCAUUAUAGUUACUUUAACAUUGUAGCAGUUUGCAGAUUCUUCAUGCAGAUACUUCCAUUAAUUCAUUAAGAGAACUUCAAUGACAGAAUUGAUGCAUGUUUUAAAACCUGCAAUGAAGUUACCAGUGUACGUUAGAAAAAACUGGGUUUUUUUAGCAUUAAAAGCAUAGUAUUGACACUGAGAAAACUUGAAGUCACAAGGUUUGUUGUUUGUUUUUUAUUUCAGGGAAUUGGGAUGGAGAGGUUGUUUUGCUUCUCCAUCACCCUUUCAGGUUUUGCUAGACCAGAAAGUCUCUCACCAAGUUGGUUAAUGAUUUUGAAAGUUAACAUAUAAAACAAGAAAUGCAAUGGAAAACUAUUAAGACUCCACAGAAGUAAAGUAAGUCUAUACUCCCUGUUAACCCUGAAGUUCCAAAAGUGGGCUUUUGGAAGGGCGUAGGAGUGUGGCUUUAGCCUUAAGAGGUAAAAAAAUAGCUUAUAAGUGGAGUUCUUUGAUUUACAUUUUCAGGCAUUACUUGGCAAGGUUGUCAGUUACCUAUUUCAAACUUCCUGAAAUAUCUCUGGCACAUCAGUAGUUGGUUUUGGGUUUUUUUUUCCCUCUAAUGCUUCCUUUAAGGGAAGCGGUAACCUCUACUGAAGAUUAAGGGCGGAUAGUAAAAGGUUUGAUAGAAAACACUCUUUGGGAGCAGAUAAGUACAUUACAAGGGGCUAGGGUUUUGUGCUUUGUUACUACAAAAGCUAAAUGAAAGAUAGUUUGCAGGCUGCAUUGAAGCAGUCUUUACAAAUGCUUUCCCAGUACUAUCAUGGUUCUUGGACCCAUGAAAUUGGAGGAAUUAUUCCAUGUUCUCUCUCAACCCACUACAUGUAUUAAUUCUAAUAUGUGAAUGGAAGGCUUGUGAGAGAGGAACUUACUAGGAAAAUUUUAAGUUUGUUGAGGGGUCUAAAAUAUUGACUGAUCAAAAAGUUCUUUUUAAGCAUUGGGUGUUUGUAGAAUGUCUCCUGACAGUAAUUGCUAUUCCUGUUCAAAGCUACUGUUGCUUUAGCCAUCUACCUCUAUCACCCAAGAGACUUGAAAACCUAUUUUUUUUGUUAUAAAUUGCUGUAGUAGAAAGAUCUACUUCCUUUCAAAAGAGGGAUCUGUGUGUAAUUCUGUGACUGUGUUGAAGGAAAUAGUGUCUGAGUACAAAGUUAGAAAAAUCUCCUAGAUUAUAAAGGGCUGUCUUUUACUCUUGGAGACAUAAUGUCAUUUUACAGGGUUCCAUGUCAUGAAGACUCUGAUUUUGUGUAUUUCUAUUAAUAGCCAGGUCACAUUUACAGUAGUCACUGUGCUGGCUUCCCUUAAGAAUAUUAGAAGAUAGUAGCAGUAAAACAAUGUGUGUGUGUGCGUGUGUGCACACGCACUUGUAUGUGUAUGAUUUAGUGUGGUAACAAGUCCAAAGUUUCUACAAAUGGUAUUAAAUUAAAACUGAAAAUAUUGUCUCUAACUUUGUUUUACAAUAUAUGAGAGCUUAUAUAGCAUUUUCAUAAUUCCAGCACUGCUGACUGCUCAUGGCUAGAAUGGCUGUGCAUUUUGGCAAAAUAGUGAUACAGGCAUUUUAGCUACACAGUUUGUCCACAUGAAACUGCAUCCAGUCAUUCAGAGGCAUUCAGCUUGCAGCUGGAUUUCAGUUCUACUUGUGUUUUCAUGGAAGAUCAGUCCCCUAGGCAGGCCAUUCACUGAGGGUAAGUUUGAUCCUAGAGUCAUCUUGAUUGCAAGUUCCCAUUGCUGCAGUUUCUAUGCAGUCAGCACUUACUUAAACUAUACAAACUAUGAAGGUGUUUUAACAUGCACAGAAGGGAAAGGGACAGAGAAGUCAGGUGAGUGUGCCCACAGAACAUACAUUAGACUUGUCAGUUGUUUCAGCACCAUCAGUUUAGUGCCUCCAGUGUGUAACAGAAAAGCACAUUCUUUUAACAUGCUGAAUGAAGGAAGCAUAAAUAAAAUUGUAAAACACAAAAUUGUUAGUCCAGGGGGUGCUAAGGCUACAGUUUAAGUAAGCUACAACUGGAAGCAUUUACUUCUUUGUCCAGUUGAUAUGGAUUCAUUUUAAAUUACUGUAAAAAAAAUGGCUGUGAUUAAUAACAGUGGUAGAGUUAUUUGAGAUAUUGUGAAAACACACUUUCACAACUGUGGUGUUUUGGUUUUGUCUCUGUGUGUGUGUGUAUAGCUACUGGAAGACACUUAAGUUUUGGUUCUGCUUUCACAGCAAAUUUGUAACCAGUAUACA
Molecule: messenger RNA, 6493 nt
Organism: Cyanistes caeruleus (blue tit)
Lineage: Eukaryota; Metazoa; Chordata; Aves; Passeriformes; Paridae
Gene: PITPNM3
Product: PITPNM family member 3
Biological process (GO): phospholipid transport
Cellular component (GO): cytoplasm
Molecular function (GO): phosphatidylinositol binding; metal ion binding; phosphatidylcholine binding
Source: RefSeq, a predicted model, not a curated record